Sphaeramia orbicularis (orbiculate cardinalfish) is the source of this 1708-nucleotide messenger RNA. RefSeq names its product centromere protein S (gene cenps). Lineage: Eukaryota; Metazoa; Chordata; Actinopteri; Kurtiformes; Apogonidae. Bases 143 to 511 code for a protein of 122 amino acids. Gene Ontology annotation, cellular component: FANCM-MHF complex. Gene Ontology annotation, molecular function: chromatin binding; protein heterodimerization activity. The transcript is spliced from 5 exons. The record is from RefSeq and is a predicted model, not a curated record. Gene Ontology annotation, biological process: replication fork processing; resolution of meiotic recombination intermediates.
CUUUUACGAACAUCUUCAUACAAACAAGAAAUUAGACACAUAAACAGUAAGCUGCUGUUUUCUUUGUCGUGUUUGCAUAUUGUGAGGAUUUAACUGAGUUGUGUAAAUUCAGCUGGUUGGAGAAACGUUUACUCACAACAAAAUGUCUCUGGAUAAAGACGAAACCCAGCAGAGGUUGAAGGCAGCUGUGCAUUACACUGUGGGCAGACUGUGUCAGAAGAUCGGAGAAGACAAUCACAGGGAGUUCAGUCGACAUGUCAUAGCAGCCAUAGCAGAGACAACUUUCAGGCAGUGUGAUAUAUUUGCCAAAGACUUGGAGGCUUUUGCAAGGCAUGCAAAAAGAAGCACUGUGUCUACAGAUGAUGUAAAACUUGUAGCUCGUCGCAGUACUGCACUGUCCAUCUACAUACAAAAUAAAAGUGAAGAACUGAACCAGGAGCAGAGGGAUUUGAAAAAGAAGAGCACUGGGAAGAGGAAGAGUAGAGACACUGAGGAGGAGAGCAGAGAAUAAAAACACAGGCAGGCCUGCAGUGUCUCACCUAAUGCCCAACAUUGAGAUAGACAAAGGCUUCUACACAACAAUGAAUCAAAUGUCUAAGUGCCACAGUGAUUCUGCUGCAUUAAUAAUGCAGAGACCUUAGUUCCAGUUACUGUAUGCGGGGACACAUAGCAUAAGCUACAGUAAAGUAGAUUUGUAUAUACUGCAAAUUUCAGCACAAAAUACCUGCCUUUGGAUCUAAAAAUGUAAAUGCUGAAUUACAGUACAGUUGGUAAAGAUUUGGUGAAAAGAAAAUAAAGUAGAUUUGAUAACACUAGUUCAGGGGCACUGACUCUGAAGUAGAUUUUAACUGUAAGAAGGGAGUGAGAAAUUACCUACUGUAUGACCUGUCAAAAUCUACAGAUAUUUAAAAAUAUGGGAACACCUAGCAUACAUGGUCAGGCAAUACCUAGGGUGUAUAAAGCAUCUUAAAACCUCAGUCAACAAUCCAAGACUCAGCAAUAUGCCAUCAGUUGUUGUAAUAGCCAAAUAAAGGACAAAACUGUUGGAAGAGAUGAUGCCAUAUUGCCAAGUUCAUCAAGAUUGAAAUCAAAACAAACACCUGCACAAGGACUUACACCUGGUGUCAAUCAAAAGGGAUCAUUUACUCCGACAAGCUAUCAAAAGCAGCAAAAAGACAGGUACUACCCCAUGUCAUGUCUGAGAAGGCCACACACUGUAAGUGUUGGAACUUCCAUCUUCGUCCUUCAGAACAGACUUCAGUCAGGGUUCAAACGGAGACCUCGACCAGCAGAGCCCAAGGUCCCUAGAUAUGUGAAUCGAAUUAGAUUGUUUUUUUAUUUGACAAACUGACUCAAGUAAUAUCAACUAAGCAUCUAUUCAAAUGAGCUUUAUUAGAGAACUCCCUUCAUUUGACAGGUUUUGAAACACCUCAAACACCAAGAGCUACUGGGAACCAUUGGACACACCACUCCACGUUCUCACACCAUCAUUCGCGUCCCCCAGUGUCUUCAGCAGGUGUCAUCCACAUCAAUACACACUUACAGAUCAGAUCAUUAACAUGAAAGCACACACCAUACAGCAUUCAAAUCAGAUAAUAUAAGCAAUACAAAUAUUCAUCACAACAUUCCACUACAUUUUGAUAUUUCUGCACUUGUUCGACAUACUUAAAGAGUAAGGAAAAACUUGCAAAGAUAAAAAAAAAAAAAA